Messenger RNA from Moneuplotes crassus, 1046 nucleotides. The record is from the annotation of a GenBank genome assembly. NCBI's taxonomy places the organism in Eukaryota, Ciliophora, Spirotrichea, Euplotida, Euplotidae.
AAUUAAUAUAGUUGAAAUUAAUACAGACGGUCUAUAAAUAAUAUAUAAUUUUUGUCAGCCAUGAACAGAUUAAGGAAAAUUUUAUCUAAACUUCGGAAACCAAAGAGUGGACCAGGAGAAAUCGAAGCAUACAAAAGUGCAUAUAAUCAGUUAAGUCUGGCCAACCCAUUCAGACAAUUAACUGGGAAAGAAAAUGAAGCAGUUAUCAUUAUGGAUAACCGAGAACUUUUCAAGUCUGAUAACCCACCCAAUAACAGUGUUUUCUUAACCUGUCCUCAUGCCAGCAAAGAUAUAAAAUAUAUGCCUCUCAACAACUUGGAUGAUAUGAUCCUCUACUCACAGAAUGCUUACGACAUCGGAGCGUUUGAGCUCACGAAUGACUUGUCCGAAAGUCUACAGUGUGUUGCUUUGCUAAGCAACUUCUGUAAGCUUCUGAUCGACCCGAACAAGUCAAUCGCUUCAAAACAUCUUGUACCUGAUUACGUUCUGCAUCAUGAAACAAUUGACCCUGAGUUCCAGAGUAGUCAUCAGGGCGCUUUCGCUCGCCCUGAUGGCAAAAUGGGUAUUGAAAUGAACAGAAGAGCUAUUGUCGGAGAUAGGCUGGAUUACUACUACAUCGAGUACCAUAAACUCGUAGGGGAGGCCCUGGCCUUCCUAGAGCCCCAGUUGCAUAUUGAUAUCCAUACUUAUGAAUGACUGAGUAAUUAUUUCCCAGAUGAUGCCUCAUUGAUGGAUGAAGAAAGUAUUGGUAUUCAAGUUUACUCGAAGACUGAAAAUAAUUUCAUUGCAGAAGCAUUACAAGAUGAGGAUUCUGGAUUGAAAGUUUUUACAGAUCCAUUCAUUCCAAGUCUUUCACAUCACCAGUGAGGCACCUUCACAUUAGACUCAGUUGCCGAUUACGACCUCGAAGGAACCAGCAGUAUACAAAGCCUCCAACUCAGCAUCCCCAAUCACUGGGCUAUGGACUCCGAGUUCAGACUCUACCUCAUCGAAAUCCUGACCAGCACAAUCCAAAAUUCCAUUAAAACUCCCUAAAAUUCCAAAAA